AUGAUAGAACGAGACCGUCGGCUGGAGAAGGCCUUGUUGCAAGCAGACGACGAGCUGUUGUACUCGGUGGUGGCGUUGCGCUCUUACAGGUUCGGAGAGCAGCAUUUUAUCGGCGACGCCGUGCUCUACAUGGAAGAGCUGAUGGAAGAGGCGGUACAUUUACUGGUGGAAGCACGGCCAUAUGAGCGCAAAUACCAGGGCACUUGGAGCUUGCUCAACGCGUCGGCGACAGGUCUCACGGACCGCAUCUACUACUGGGGUUUCAGUGUCAUGAGCCAAAUGCGGCAGAUGCUGUAUGAGAAAGCUUACUCGAAGCAUUCGCCGCAGAGGACGAGCUCAACCUGGGGAGCCUGGCUGCGGAACUGGAUUUGCGUGUCUACCAUGAUCAUGGCCGCCUGGAAUGGCCGAGUCAUACCACAUUCAAGGCCGUGUCGCCCCAAUCCUGAGCCGCGCGAUGUCACGCUCAGUGGCAAGCUUCAGCAGGCAUUCUGCGACCGACGGGUGAAGAGCAUAUCUCAGCGUCGCCAUCAUUCGUCGCUCUCCCCUGCACACAUCUCCUCCCCGCAAUUCCUGAUCCUGCGACGCCCUUCACAGGUCGGUCAGGGCUUCUUCCCCACGGAGGACGAGACCCAGCAUCCAACCAGGAAUCACACCCUAGCAUGGUAA
This is a messenger RNA of Cladophialophora carrionii CBS 160.54, 666 nucleotides long. RefSeq lists its product as uncharacterized. Bases 1 to 666 code for a protein of 221 amino acids. The transcript has 2 exons. The record is from RefSeq and is a predicted model, not a curated record. Lineage: Eukaryota; Fungi; Ascomycota; Eurotiomycetes; Chaetothyriales; Herpotrichiellaceae.